UGAAAUAAAUGAAUAAUUCGCGAUUUUCUAAUAUUUCUAAGUGUGUUCGAAUACGGAUUUUGUCAUCAAAUAAAAAAAUAAUGUCAUUUCUGUCAAAGUAUAAAAAUUUUGAAUACAAUACCCCACUAUUUACCAUAUGUUUAGAACAAUACCUCUAUAAGUAUUCAAAAACACAUCAAAUCCUAUCAGUUACAUUUAAAUUCGCGUCCGGUUAAAAGCUAAAACGUCGACAUCGCAAUUAGAAGGAAAAAAACAUAUUAAAAUCUAAAAAUAAAAAGAUAAGUGAUAAUGUCCAAUUUAAGUAAAUAUACUUUCGAUAAAUGUGUUACAACGGUCACUCCAUGUAGCAUUUUCCACCCUUGGAAUUCUAAUUGUUUUGGUGGGUUGUUGGUUUUUGCUACAAAUGUUUUUUUGGGAAGUACAAAAUUUUUUUUACCCAUUUAUAUUGUGAAAUUAAUGUUAAAUUAUAAAAAGAUUAAUCAAAGAAAAUUCGUUGAAGAACAAAUUUUAGGAUAUUUAAGAAGUGUUGCUUAUGGUGUUUCUUUCGGAAGCUUAUUUUUAAUUAGUUGUUGUACAAUUUCCAAAAUAUGGAUAAAUUACUUUAUUGUUAUGCAAGCAGGAGCGGUGGGUGCCUUAUCUUUAUUAAUCGAGUCAACUGAAAAUAAAAAUAUGGAUAAAAUUUUAUUUUUUAAUCAGUUAAUAGAGAUAUUUAUAAAUGUUUUAACAUCCAAACGAAUCAUAAUUAGAAAUCGUUGGACUGAAACUUUAGCUUUUAUGUUAGUAACAUCGAACUUAAUGUAUCUUUUCAAAACUAGGAAAAUAAAACAAAAAAUACCCUUAUUAUGGUUUUAUCCUGAAAGAAGUAUUUAUAAUGUUAGUGAGAAAAGAAAUGGGUUUCCCCUUGAUGAAUUAUGUCAGCAUAAAAAAUCAUGCUUUGAUUACUCGCUGGAUGGCGGUUAUAAUUUUUUUUUUAUUGGUUAUUUAUUAGAAAUCGUAAGAAAAUUCCUUCCAAAAAUGUAUAUUUACGUCAAUACCCCAAAGUUAAUUCCGCUAUUAUUACUACACAAAGAUAACCUAAUGAUGGGUUCUUUUCUUGGUGGAUUCGUAUUUAUAUACAGAUCGAUUCGAUGUUAUUUUCAGCAAAAAGAACGUAAAGAACUGCCAAGUCACACAUUAAUAGCUGCGUUAAUAGCGAGUGGAACUUACGUUAUAAAACCAAACAUCCAAAUAUUUAUCAUUGCCUUAACAACAACUUUACAACUUUUAUGGGAAAAAUUCUCGUUUUAUUUCAAUUUACCAAAGAAAAUUUCUUACUCCCAAUUACUUUUCUGUAUUUCCGGGGGGAUUUUAUUACAUUACAGAAUUAUGAUGCCCGAUCAAUGUCCUAAAUAUGUUAAAAAUAUGGUUGAUAUUGCAACAAAUAACAUGUCAACCACACUCCAAAAUCGAUUCUUUGCAGAUAUCAAGGAAAUUGAAUUAUUCAUGGACGGUUUAAAUAAGAAUAUUUAAUAAGUAAAGUUUACUUUGUAAUGUUUUUAAUUGACAAUAUAUUUUGACGUUAAAAUAAAUGUCAAAUUUGACAACUCA
Molecule: messenger RNA, 1587 nt
Organism: Onthophagus taurus
Lineage: Eukaryota; Metazoa; Arthropoda; Insecta; Coleoptera; Scarabaeidae
Product: transmembrane protein 135
Source: RefSeq, a predicted model, not a curated record